This is a messenger RNA of Magallana angulata, 3142 nucleotides long. RefSeq lists its product as uncharacterized. The transcript is spliced from 8 exons. NCBI's taxonomy places the organism in Eukaryota, Metazoa, Mollusca, Bivalvia, Ostreida, Ostreidae. Bases 129 to 1094 code for a protein of 321 amino acids. The record is from RefSeq and is a predicted model, not a curated record.
UAACGUUUGGUACUUUGAAGUACUUGGCACCCAUUUGUCUUUUAUCCUGUAGACAAUUAUCGUGUACUUUAAGAACAUACUUUGAAGCAGUUGGACUCCAUUUAUUAUUUGUCGUGCAGAUAUUCAUCAUGGACUUUAAGAAAAUGACCUUGUGCGUUCUGAUGAUGCAAGUAAACACGACAAUGUCUGUUCUAUAUGAAGGCCCUAGUGUGGACUGUGGACUUCGUCUAUAUUUUACAAAUGUCACCUGGUACAGCGCAUACAAACUUUGUGAGGAGGAAAACAUGGAGCUUUUGAUACCGGAUUCUGACAUGUUAACCUUCAAACCCGUUUUAAGGGGAAGGAUUGCGACGCGACUUUCGUCUCUAACAGAUAAUACGGGUUCUAACUUAAGAGUGUGGAUUGGAGCACUUCUGCGAAUUUCCUCCAACGAAAGCAUGGAUAGCCGUUGUAAGCCAUUAAAUGUUGACCUGCAUCUAGAUGAGCAAUCGCAACCACAAGAGGAUGUAUUGUGUCUUUCUUUUAAAUACUCCACCACAGAAAUUCAUGCCGAAAGCUGUGGCAAUAAUCGUGCUUUCGUCUGCUAUAACCCAAGACUUGAAAAAGAAACAAACUGCACGAUGACAUCAAACAGCACUAUGUUAAAUGACAGUGACCCAUACGUAUUGUGUGAAGAUGGUGUAGUACCAAAUUUUUUUGCCUCGUUUAAGAAAGACAAUACGUCGAUGUCUUACAGAUUCCAAGCAGCUGAAAAUUGUAGCAUCCUGUACCCGGAGUUCACCGAAAUAAGACAUGAAAGUACUUUUGUGUAUCUGCCUCAUCCUCCGAUAUACAAUCCUGACAAAGCAUUAUCCAAAUGGUGCCCUGGGCUUCAAGAGAAGAUUGAAACCAGGAAGAAGAAUUUGAUUGUCCAUAGAAAGGAAACAAAGAAGUACCAACGAACACUGAUUAGUGCUCCUGAUGACAGGCCAUCAUCUAAAUACAUGGGGGUGACGGGGGCCCUUAUCAUAUCUCUCGUUGCUGGGUUAAUUGUCUGUAUUGACCUUAUGAACUUUCGCAAAAAGUUAAAACCUGUGCGUGUCAAAAUUGAAUAAUGAUAAGAAUGAAUAAGAAUAAGGCCUUCACCACUGUAUGUAUGCUGCAGGUGUGCGGCAAGUUUAUUUUAAAACAACUUUCUCGUUUAAUGCAGAUACAAUGUAAUCAAGUUUAGCUGAAAUCUAUCAGCAAGCAUUUCAGUAUUUGGGGCAAAUUUGCAGCAAUGCACGCAGUAUAUUUGUUGAAGGCAUUUUCUGAUAAAGGCUUCUAGAAAAUCAAACGGAAGUUCUAUAUGGAAUAAUAAAAACACUGAUAAAAAAUUUACACUUAUACCUGAUUUAUUAGGCGUACACGUACUUUUUGACUGUGAACAAAGACACUUGUUUAGGAUAACAAUUACUCAUGAUUUUGAUGAUGAUAAAGUUCAUUAUCGUGAAUUGAAUAAUUCUACAUUAUUUAAAUAUAUACUUUAUUAUGUAUUUUUUUGUAAUAUUUACAAGAUAUUAAAAACUUCUUGAUAAAGAAAUUAUGUUUCGCAAUAAAAACAAUUGAAGCAAAAAAGGAAAUUUAGACUAAUAUUUCUACCUUUUUGUAAUAUUUUCGCACCUCAAAAGAAACAAAAGUGAUUGUUUUUUUUUCUUUUUUGUAAAUCUAUUUCUCCCAAUUUGCCGUAGGUUUCCUUUUACUAACUUCUUUAGAUAAGUGUAUAACAUGCAAUGCUAAAGUACUUUAAAAACUAUCCAAACAUUUCUAGAGAACAUACCUCAAAAGUUUUUUUCGUUAACUUCAAAUAAAUUGUCAUUACGUUUCACUUGAUUUACGGUGGAUAUAAUUCAUAUUAUAUACGUAUAAACUGAUGUUGCCCUGAGAUGAAGUCACAAUGAAUUCUAAAUAUUUCUAUUGUAGUUAUUUUGAGAGAUUAGCAAAAAAAAUCCUAUAAAAAAGGGAUGAGAUCAUUUAAGCAUGAGGACGUGAUAAAAGAAUCUAAUUCUUUCAGUGAUUUCUAUACCCUUUCCAAGGUUCGGAGAUAGAAUACACAACUCGUUGGAUAAAAAUCAUAAACCAGCAAAAAACCAUGACAGAUCCUUUAUUUAGGUAUACCCCUUUUCGACAAUCUUCGGUUGUUAUCACACACCACUUUUUGUAAAUCUAUUAUGACGUGGAUUUGGUAUGCGUUGUUGAUAUUCCGAUGUUCGAGUACCACGUCAAAUGAUUACGUCAGAAAGUUAAUAAGAGACAAGUUUAUAGAUUUGUUUACAAUUAUUAUUCAUCACAUGAUAUUUUUCAUUGUAUUAUGAUAUAAAAACAUUUCAUUGCAUUUUUUAUAUCGCUACAUGUGCCCUUAGUACCUGUUUAAAUGUUUUGACCGUAUUUUGCAGACAAAUAUCAUCCAGAUACUAGUUUGUAUAUUUAAAAAGACAUCAUGAAAGAUAAAGGAAACUAACAUGGUUUUUAGAGAAAAUGUUGUUUAAAACAUAUUGACCUCUUCCCGAGAUCGUGUUUAACAAUAAAAAUUAAACUUUGAGAAACUUUAUGUUCACUUUUUAUCUUAGAACGACUUUUUUUAAUCCGUGCUACAUUUUCAAGGAACGAUAAAAAUUAUGUUUUCAUUUUAUUUAAGGCCUAGACGACAGCCCUUAGGUUUUUAAUGUUAUACAUAGAAAAACAAAACAGAUUUAGAAAAAAGAAAUGUCGAUUAUUGACGUAAAUAACGGAAUGUAAAAAAAAUAUACAUCAUCAGGGAGGUCAGCAUAUACUAGAAAACAACUGACUACUGUGUAAAGUUUUUGCAGUAUAUUAUGCUAUAUAUAUGCCCCCCCCCCCCCAAAUAGUUAAAGAUUUUUAAAAAAUCAAGACAAUUUAAUGAUGUUUUCAGGCUUCCAUUUCGUCUACAUUUUAAACAAAAUUAACUCACACACUUUCAGUUUCUCGCCACAAGUUUAGGACCGUACUCCCAAGACAAAUACUCAUUUAAGGUAGUGCAACUUUAAAAACGGAUGUUAAAAAAUGUAAAAAAAAAAAAAAUACGUAUUUUAGUUAUUGUUUUCAUGUUCAUGCAAAAGAGAAAAUAUUGGUUUCGUUAACUACUGCGUAGUUGUGAGUGUUU